AAGUUUAUCGAUCCCGCCGAUUUUUAUGAUCCCACGUGCGCGUCGUUGACUCGUAAUUGGCUUUUGAAGGAGUUGCACCUCCGUCAGCUGGAUUACAAGUGCUGUGUCGACCUGGUCAUAGAGCCUGAGGAUUCGGCAGAUGAAGACUCGGAGGGGGAGGGAGAAGGGUUGGCCGAUGAAAAGGAGAACGAUUCAGAGACUAAUGAAGAUGAGAGUGGUCCAACUGACCACGAAGACACGAAGGAGGACGACACGAAGACCGAUGAACAAGAGUCGAAUUACUAUGAAGACGAAAAAGACGAUCCAAAAACUGACGAGGAAGGUGAUAUAGCUUACUACGAAGAUGAUGAAAAGCACGACGAUACAAAGACUGAUGAAGGACUAACUCACUACGAAGACGAAAAGGAGGACGAUCCAAAGACUGAUGAGGGCGAGGGCGAUCCAACUCACUUUGAAGACGAAAAAGACGACGACCCAAAGACUGACGAAGAUCAUGGCGAUGCAAGUUACUAUGAAGACGAAAAGGACGACGACAGCAAGACUGACGAGCACGAGGCUAUCACCAAUGACCAUCAUGAAGAUACAAAGGAGAACGAAGAUGAGGGCUAUACAAGCCACGAUAAUGAAGAUGAAACCUCAGUAUUCAGAGACGCCGACAAUGAAUUUGAGGUCGAGUACGAUGCAGAAGAGGUGGUGGUGGUUAUCUCCUGUUUCUUCCAAGCACGACCUACACAAGCACAAAUGGAUAUGAUGACGGCGUUGCUCGGCCAACCACCUCAGUGGUGGGUGAGCUAUAGGCACAUUUAAAUCUACUUUGGUUGUGAGUCAAUAUGUAGGAAAUUACUUACAAGCUCCCACUUCCGAG
Suillus subaureus is the source of this 865-nucleotide messenger RNA. RefSeq lists its product as uncharacterized. The annotation marks the transcript as partial. The transcript is spliced from 3 exons. Lineage: Eukaryota; Fungi; Basidiomycota; Agaricomycetes; Boletales; Suillaceae. The record is from RefSeq and is a predicted model, not a curated record.